Molecule: messenger RNA, 2014 nt
Organism: Uloborus diversus
Lineage: Eukaryota; Metazoa; Arthropoda; Arachnida; Araneae; Uloboridae
Gene: MICU1
Product: calcium uptake protein 1 homolog, mitochondrial-like
Exons: 13
Coding region: 221-1798 (525 amino acids)
Biological process (GO): calcium import into the mitochondrion; mitochondrial calcium ion homeostasis
Cellular component (GO): uniplex complex
Molecular function (GO): calcium ion binding
Source: RefSeq, a predicted model, not a curated record
UGUUUAUUUAUUUACAAAUUUUGCCUGGCCAAGUGCGAAAUGAAAUAAGUAGUGACGAACAAUGACCAGUAUUAAUUACUUAGCCAUGGAAGUCUCGCGAUAGUGAUAAAAUAAGUGCAAAAUGUCGUGACAUAAAUAUUUAAAAAAGGAAAAAUUUUUAAGCUCUUCGAGACAUCAUUUUUUUUUACUUUUCUGUUCCAUCAGUACAAGUACAAUUGAUAUGGCUCUGUCAAGGUUAGCUGUACGAUGCUUCAGGCUUCACUCCAUGAUCAGAACUCCAAUCUUACUAUCCCAUUACCAAGCUAAUGAUGUGACAUUUAACUGCCCUCCACAUGAAUAUUCUCAACUAAGAUCUGUGAAAAAUUUUAGCCAUGCUAAAGUUAAGCACUAUCCAUUGGGCAUGUGGGCAUAUUGCAUUUUCAUGGGAAGCACUUUAUUCCUUUUCUGGUUUGAUUGGGAGUGGGUUGGUGAUACACGCAUUGCCAAAGUAGUCAAGAGAAUUUUCAAAGCUGAAGCUGCUUCAGCUCUUGCAGAAAGCAACAGAAAGAAGUCAAAAAGAAGUGAGUCAAGUGAUUCUGAAAAUUGCGAAGUAGAAGAAAGUAAACAUGAAGGGGGAAAAGGGAAGAAAAAAGACAGACCUGGAUUUCGUGAUCGCAAGAUCAUUGAGUAUGAAAAUCGUAUCCGAGCAUAUUCUACUCCAGAUAAAAUAUUUCGCUACUUUGCCACUCUCAAAGUUUACAACGAACAAGGUGAUUGUGAAAUUUUUAUGACUCCUGAAGACUUCCUACGUUCUCUGACUCCUGGUGUAAAACAGCCUGAAGGUUUAGGUCUAGACCAGUUUAAAAAAGUGGAAAUAAAAGCUGAUGCUUUUCAUGUUCCGGGACGCAAACUAGAAAUAGAAGUGCAAACAGCUGAUGCAAACAAAGGUGUUUUGACACCAAAUGAAGAAAGUAUCUUUUAUAAACUUGGUGCUGCUGGCCUCAUUGGCUUUUCUGAAUAUAUGUUUCUGCUUACUAUAUUAUCAGCUUCAAAAAGACAUUUUGAAAUAGCUUUUAGAAUGUUUGAUUUAAACGGUGAUGGUAAUGUAGAUUAUGAAGAAUUUGAUAAAGUGCAAACCAUCAUCCGUGGUCAAACAAGCGUAGGAAUGCGUCACAGGGAUCAUUCAAACACUGGAAAUAUCUAUAAAGGGUUUGGUAGUGCUUUAUCAACGUACUUCUUUGGACCAAAUUUAGACAGAAAAUUGACCAUUGAAAAGUUUUUAGAGUUUCAACUGCAAUUGCAAACAGAAAUUCUUACUUUGGAGUUUCAAAGGAAAAAGCCAGAUACGGAAGGUUUCAUUCGAGAAGUGGAUUUUGCUGAUCUGUUGCUUACGUAUGCUGGUUUAUCAGAGAAAAAACAUGUCAAGAUGCUUAAAAGAGUAAAAAAGAGAUUUAAAAAUUCAAGGGGUAUAAGCCUUGAUGAUUAUUUGCUAUUUUUCCACUUCCUCAAUGAUAUCAAUGAUGUGGACACUGCUUUGACAUUUUAUCAUAUUGCUGGUGCUUCAAUUGAUCAAGCUACAUUAAAGCAUGUUGCCAAGACAGUUGCACAUUUAGAGUUGAGUGAUCACGUAAUUGAUGUCGUAUUUACGUUAUUUGAUGAGAACAUGGAUGGUGAAUUAAGUAAUCGUGAGUUUGUAGCUGUCAUGAAAGAACGUUUGCACAGAGGGUUAGAAAAACCCAAAGACACUGGAUUUGUUAAACUGAUGGAUUCAGUAUGGAAAUGUGCCAGGUUAAAAAAACCUGUUUUGCUGGAUGUUUAAUACAUGUUCAACAUCUUUCCUAUGUUAAUUAGUGAAAAAGACUGAAAUAUUUUUUUCCUUCCUUGCCUUAAAGAAUCUAUAAAACUAGAGAAAGUAUAUAAUUGAGAACUUAAAAAAUGUAAAAGAUAUUUAUAGUAUGUGUUAUAUACUAAUAUUGAUAGUAUGUGUUAUAUACUACUGUAAAUGUUAGAACAUUUGAAUAAAAUAUAUAAGAAA